Messenger RNA from Plasmodium knowlesi strain H, 2817 nucleotides. RefSeq names its product conserved protein, unknown function. The transcript has a single exon. The record is from RefSeq and is a predicted model, not a curated record. The coding region runs from base 1 to 2817 and encodes 938 amino acids. NCBI's taxonomy places the organism in Eukaryota, Apicomplexa, Aconoidasida, Haemosporida, Plasmodiidae.
AUGAAAAAGGCGUUUCUUCUCCUUUUGCUCCUGUCGACAACAAUUUUCAGACGAUACACAAAUUACAACGUUAAAAUAAAGCUGAAAAACUUCUCCAACAAAAUUUACAUGUCCAGUAGAGUGCAGUUAAAAUCGACAAAACUGCAACACAGGAAGAGACCAAAAAAGAGGAAAAAAUCAGAAAUUUAUCGAACGCCUGUUUUGUACCACCCAAAUCAGAAGGAUUAUUUUAACCUCCAGAGCGAGUACACCUGUUUGCCCCAUGAGCAAGUGCUGGAUCUCCUCUUAAAGGAUAAAUUGAACUUACUCAUCGGGGCGAUUAGGAGAAAGGACAAUCAGGAGAUCGACCAAAUUUUGUACAAAGAUGUGAAUAAUAUAUAUUUGGAUAAGAGAUAUGUCUACUACGAUGAGGAAAACAAAGCAGAUGACGAUUAUGGUGAAGACGGAGAAAAGAACACCAUGAAGGGAAAUAACGAUAACAGGGGUGACCUCUUCAACGGUGGAUCAACUGAUAAGAAAAAGUGUGCCCUGCCAAAGGACGAGGAGGACAAUCAUCAACCUGGAGAAGAAAAGAAAUUUGUGGACUUAAACAAUAUUUAUUUUUAUUUCAAAAAAGUUAACAUCACAAAUAUAAAUAAGGACAACAUAAAUGACGACAUAUAUAAAGAGCUAGUGGAGUUAAAAAAAGUGUCUCUCGAAAAAGGAGACCAAAUAGGUUUCAACAUGUAUAGAUACUUCCUCAACAUAAUUACAAAUGUCGACAGAAUGAAAUAUAUCGAUGAUUUUUAUUUGGUUAAUUAUAUAAAUAAUAUUUGGAUAACAAAAAAUGUUCACAAAUAUUUCUAUUUUCUAAAUUCUCUUUUUGACAGAAUGAAAAAAAUUACCUAUAAGUUGAUACAGUUGAAUUACAAAAUUGAUCAAAUUGGACAUGUGGAGGAAGUUAACAAAAUGAAGUACUUUGAGAGACAUGAGCUGUUCAGUAAGGUUAUUAAAAAGACCAAGUUCAUUCCUAACUAUAUACUUAAACACAGCUAUGCUUACUCCACUGAUAUUAUGAAUCUUUACCAAUAUGACAUCAACACGAAUUCGUAUGUGAACAGAUUCGAUAGCACCUAUAGGGAGGUCUGCGUGAAGGACUUUGUUGACGAAAGCAGGAGAAAAAAUUUAAACAUUUGCUACGAUGCCACGCGCUUCGAUCCCUUUUACAGCUACGCCAGAGAGUACAGCCGGGACAACGAGAUGAAGAAGAUCAUGGGCCUCACCUAUGGCGUGGCCGACAUUCGCGGCAGCGUUACCGCGAACGUUACUGCGAACGUUACUGCGAACGUUACUGGUGGCGUUACUGGAAGUGAUGCCCCGGGCAGUCACGCCGAGGGCAGCGCUGCCAAGCCGAAGAAAGCGAAGAGGAGCCGCACCGCAAAGGAGAUCAGCCAGACAGUUCAUCCCAGCAAAACGAACGAACAAAUAUUGGAAAUACACACCCCUGGAGAGGAAAAAAUGGAGGAUCACAAUGAUGAAGAGGCGCCGAAGGAGGGAGUUAAAGAAAGAACGCAGAAUCACAACAGGGGGGAUGGGUUACUGGAAAGGAUAAAGAAGGACCCCAAUUUGAAGUACGAAUUUUUGGAAAAGAUAAGCGAAAAAAUGUGUAGCGAAUUUGUAAAAAUGGGCGUCCUUGAUGACGAGAGUAAGAAAGUCGAUCUUAACAAGAUUGAAGACAUCAAAAAUGACCCGGACAAUAUUCUGUACAAAAAGGUUUACGCCAUGCGUGACUACUUCUACACAAUAAUGUAUGAUAAUUAUAAACCAAAUCUUGACAUCUACGAAUUAGAAACGUUCGUAGAUGCAGAAUACAGAACCUACUCUUAUAAAAAAGACCUUAACGUGCUUUUCAGAAAUUGGGUCCUGAAUGAAAAUAAGGUAUUACCAACCGUGCACUUUGCGAAGAAGGAUGUGGAACUGGCUAAGUUAAGAUACCUGUCCAAGAGGAAAAGGAAAGUACUGGAUUUUAAUCAGCGAUUUUUUGAGCGACAUGGGGAGGGUAAGAGGAGGUACUUCCCCGUGGAGGAGCACGGAGCGUCGACAGUGGGUGUAAGUGGUGAGUCUCAAGAAGGGACUCCUUUGGAAAUGUCUGUUAGCGAAGAGUUAGGAGGUGAGUCAAAAGGCGCACCAGGCGAAGGGGGAAAAUAUGAAGGAAACGAUCCGGGAAACGAUCGGGGCAACAUUACCGGUAAGGGCCCUGACAACGGUCCUGGUAUCAGUCCAGAUGUCCCCGCACGGACCCCGCCAGACAGUCGGGACGACGGAUACAAGAAUAAAACCACGAACAAAUCAGUGAGCUGCCUAAUAAAGUGGAAUGUACGCAGCGAAAACGACACGAGGAAAAUAAAAAACGACGAGGACGAGAGAGACUUAAGUGACGAAGACGACAUGGACGAAAAUGACAACAGUGGUGACGAGGACGAAUCAUUUGACUUUGAUAAAUAUAAUAUAAAAAGCAAUGACUUGGAAUCUUACGGAUUCUGCGAUGAGAAUUUAAACGAUAACGAUAGUGACAAUGGAGGGCCCUCCUUCGGAGACAUGAAUUUUGCGAAGCUGGUAAUUUAUGAUGACAACUACGAUCAGGGAGAGUUUGUCGAAACGCUCACCAGUUUGAUAAGCACUUGCGAUUAUAAGAGGGCGUACUCCAUUUACAAUACGCUGAAGGUGAAAGGGAAGGUAGACACUUUGUACUUUAAAAGUUACGACAAUGCUGAAAAUGUGGCUUUCCUGAUGCGCCAGUCAAAGCAGAGGAUUGUUGCCGACGUGGAGUUUCUCUAG